Rhinolophus ferrumequinum (greater horseshoe bat) is the source of this 2686-nucleotide messenger RNA. RefSeq names its product ER lipid raft associated 2 (gene ERLIN2). Lineage: Eukaryota; Metazoa; Chordata; Mammalia; Chiroptera; Rhinolophidae. The transcript is spliced from 12 exons. Gene Ontology annotation, molecular function: ubiquitin protein ligase binding; cholesterol binding. Bases 329 to 1348 code for a protein of 339 amino acids. Gene Ontology annotation, cellular component: endoplasmic reticulum membrane; endoplasmic reticulum. Gene Ontology annotation, biological process: SREBP signaling pathway. The record is from RefSeq and is a predicted model, not a curated record.
CCCCGCCCCUUAGUGCGCGCACUGGGCCUCGUUGCGGCUCCGGGCCACGGCUGAUCAGCGAUUCUCCCGGGUCCCCGCCCCAGCAUCCUCUUCUCCUUCUGGAGCGAGAAAGCAACCCCUCUCUGUCCCUUCCCUUCCCCGCAAGCCCCCAGGCGGGACCGAUCGGAGGCUCUCGGAGCCCCAGCUUGGGACUCGCGACCUUCUCUCGGGACAGGGCAGGGAAGGGACGUGAGAUGGAGCGGGGAUGACCUCGGGAGGGAAGGAUAUUUGCCCAACGGACGCAGCUGCAAAUCGGUAGCUGGAGGCCUCCACGGAUAAAGGUUCACUGAUGGCUCAGUUGGGAGCAGUUGUGGCUGUGGCUGCCAGUUUCUUUUGUGCAUCUCUCUUCUCAGCUGUGCACAAGAUAGAAGAGGGACAUAUUGGGGUAUAUUACAGAGGUGGUGCCCUGCUGACUUCCACCAGCGGCCCUGGUUUCCAUCUCAUGCUUCCUUUCAUCACAUCAUAUAAGUCUGUGCAGACAACACUGCAAACAGAUGAGGUGAAGAAUGUACCUUGUGGAACCAGUGGUGGUGUGAUGAUCUACUUUGACAGAAUUGAAGUGGUGAACUUCCUGGUCCCAAACGCAGUGUAUGACAUAGUGAAGAACUACACCGCCGACUACGACAAAGCCCUCAUCUUCAACAAGAUUCACCAUGAACUGAACCAGUUCUGCAGUGUGCACACGCUGCAGGAGGUCUACAUAGAGCUCUUCGAUCAGAUUGAUGAAAAUCUCAAACUGGCUUUGCAACAGGACCUGACCUCCAUGGCCCCUGGGCUUGUCAUCCAAGCUGUGCGGGUGACUAAGCCGAACAUACCUGAGACAAUCCGCAGAAAUUAUGAGUUGAUGGAAAGUGAGAAGACAAAGCUUCUCAUUGCAGCCCAGAAACAGAAAGUGGUGGAGAAGGAAGCUGAGACAGAGCGGAAGAAGGCCCUCAUUGAGGCAGAAAAAGUGGCUCAGGUUGCAGAAAUCACCUAUGGACAGAAGGUGAUGGAAAAGGAAACUGAGAAGAAGAUUUCAGAAAUUGAAGAUGCUGCGUUUCUGGCCCGAGAGAAGGCAAAGGCCGAUGCUGAGUGCUACACUGCUAUGAAAAUGGCCGAAGCAAAUAAGCUGAAGCUGACCCCUGAAUAUCUGCAGCUGAUGAAGUACAAGGCCAUUGCUUCCAACAGCAAGAUUUACUUUGGCAAAGACAUCCCUAACAUGUUCAUGGACUCGGCAGGCAAUCUGGGCAAGCAGUUUGACGGGCUAGCUGACAAGCUGAGUUUUGGCUUAGAAGAUGCGCCCUUGGAGGCAGACACUGAGGAGAACUGAAAAAAAUUUUAUACAACCUCAGAUGACAUUUAAAGAGAUCUUUAUUUUUUAAUGAUGAACCAAGAUCCCCUCCCUUCUACACUACCUUCUUUGACUGUCUUCCACGUACUAUGGUGAACCAAGAAGAAAUGGACUUAAAUUUAUUCCCAUGGGAAGGGAGGGCAGGGAUUGAUGAUUUGGGGUUUUAUUCAGGUAAGUAGGUUAUAUGACUUGUGUUAAGAUUUGUAAACCAUGUGUUUGACCUUUGACGUCCAGGCACUAAUUUUAGAGCUUUGGAGCUGGCUUAAUUAGGUUUGCUAUCAUUAAGGAGUGGGAGAAAUAGAGGAUGUUGCCUGUAGGUGAUUUGAUUUCCCUUAUUUGGGAAAACGCAGUCCAGUUUUCUUGCCCCUGCCUCUGAGGUGGGAGAUGUCUGUGGGUGAGGCUCACAACUGAGCAAAUACGUGCUUGUAAGUUUGCCAGGAGAGCCGUGGGGAAACAGCUGCAGAAUGUUUGGCUUUCCCGGCGUUUUUGUCAGUGCAUACAUGAGUUAUUUUAGAGGCCUGCUUCUUGAGCCCUCGUAAGGAAGAACUGGUGCUAGGUCUUGCAAGCUUUUCUACCCUCCUUCCCCUGGGGCUUAAAGUGGUGGUUCUGACUGCAUUGCCAGAGUCAGGGUUUGGUCACCACCACACAAUUCUUUUUAAAUUUUUUCACCUAUUCUGUGAUUUGGUUGUUUUUUGUUUUUUGUUUCCUCUCCAUCUGUUCGUUGGUUCCAGUCAGCAUCAAGAAGACAGGAACAAACAACUCAAGUGUCUUAAAUAGCUGCUGAAGUGGGAUCAUUAUGUCUGUUAGCCACUCCAGUACCUGUUUGUUCCUUGAGAUCACGUGUCUUUUUAUUGUGGAGAUUCUACAUUGAAGAGCUCCUCUGGAAGAGAAAGGAAGGUCAUCCAAAAGAUUUCCUAAUCUUCAUGCCUAUGGCUUGUGCUGGAAAUCUGUCUGUCAGUCAGAGAAGGGAGCCCCUUCUCUAAGUAGCACGUGUUUUUAAAUCCAGGGCUCCAGGCAGUGACACAGGAGUCAGACUACGUGUUCAGUCUUCAGAGACAGCUGUUUCUGAGUUUAUGACCACGUCCCUGGUUUGGAACAGCUGCAUUAAAUUCUGUCCAGGUUUUCUUUUUCAUUACUAAUUAGGAAAAGUUUGAGUCACUCUGGGAGAUUUGGGAUAGGGGAGACCAAACACGAAAGAAAGAUCUUCUUAUAUCCUGGAAUUGAAGGUGAGGGUGGGGGAUCCAGCCUGUACAGCCCAUGUUACCAUAGCUGUGUACCGGAUUGUGAAGUGGAAGGCAGCCGUCUGGAGUGAACUUG